This is a messenger RNA of Perca fluviatilis (European perch), 678 nucleotides long. RefSeq names its product butyrophilin subfamily 1 member A1-like. The transcript is spliced from 4 exons. Lineage: Eukaryota; Metazoa; Chordata; Actinopteri; Perciformes; Percidae. The coding region runs from base 1 to 678 and encodes 225 amino acids. The record is from RefSeq and is a predicted model, not a curated record.
AUGGAAAUUCCUCAGAGUAGCAUCAAGUAUCUGUCGUCUUGGUAUCAAGCUCCUCUCCACAGGACCGUAACCCUCCCAGUCAAUGAGAUACUGAACACCUCUACCCCGCGGAGCGGGGAAUCGGAGUAUCCGACAGACCGUGUAAGCAGGAUGGUCAUCAAUCAUCCGAGAAGGAGAAGAACAUUGCUGUCCAAUGACCUUUCACUAAAAUUGUCCAAAGUAAGACUCUCCGAUAGUGGAACAUACAGAUGCUUCAUUCCAAAACAGAGCAAAGAAUCCACUGUGCAACUUAUUGUUGGUUCUGUCUCCUCACCUGUCAUAGCAGGGAUUAACAUAAGCAGCAUUGCAGCGGUUCUACAGUGUGAGUCUGAAGGCUGGUAUCCAGAGCCUGAGGUGUUGUGGCUGGACGGUGAGGGAAACCUCCUCUCUGCUGGACCUUCAGAGACAGUCAGAGGUCCUGAUGAUCUCUAUACUGUCAGCAGCAGAGUGACUGUGGAGAAGAGACACAGCAACAGCUUCACCUGUAGAGUCCAGCAGAAGAACACCAACCAGACCAGAGAGACAGAAAUUGAGAUCAAUAGGUACCCAGUGGAUGACACCGAAGCAACCGGAUAUAGACAGCAGCUUAUGACCAAAGCAAAAAACUUGAUAAAGAACUACAGAAGAAAGGAGAACUGA